This is a messenger RNA of Cynara cardunculus var. scolymus (artichoke), 2630 nucleotides long. Its product is annotated as G-type lectin S-receptor-like serine/threonine-protein kinase At4g27290. The transcript has 8 exons. The record is from RefSeq and is a predicted model, not a curated record. The coding region runs from base 52 to 2523 and encodes 823 amino acids. Lineage: Eukaryota; Viridiplantae; Streptophyta; Magnoliopsida; Asterales; Asteraceae. Gene Ontology annotation, biological process: protein phosphorylation; recognition of pollen. Gene Ontology annotation, molecular function: ATP binding; protein serine/threonine kinase activity.
AACAGGAAGGGCUGACUUGAUUCAUUCCAACCGCGUUUGUAGUUCUUAAAGAUGGGAAGCAUGGCUGAAUUACUAGAUAGAAAAAGAUUCUUCUUAUCUAUCAUAUACCUUUUACUUUCGAUCCCAAUUGUGUCCAGUUGGAGUGACACAGUCGUCUCAACAGUCCCGUUGAAGGAUGGGGACACGAUAAUUUCAUCUGGUGGGUUCUUCGAAAUGGGGUUCUUCAGCCCCAGGAACUCAAAGAACAGGUAUAUUGGUAUAUGGUACAAGAAUAUACCCACAAGAACUGUGGCUUGGGUCGCCAAUAGGGAAGCCCCAGUUACCGACAAAUCAGGCAUGUUAAAGAUGAUAAAUUCAGGGGUUCUUACCAUUGUGAACGGCAAGAACACGAUUGUAUGGUCUUCUAAUACUUCAAGAACUACACAAAACCCGAUAGCACAACUUUUAGAUUCCGGGAAUCUUGUUGUGAGAGAUAAAAGUGACGGAAAGCCAGAUAAUUUCCUCUGGCAAAGUUUCGACUAUCCUGGUGAUACACUUCUACCCGGCAUGAAGAUUGGGAAAGACUUGUUGUCUGGAAAAGAGAAUUAUAUCACUUCAUGGAAAAGUGCCGAUGAUCCAUCUUCAGGAGAUUUCACAUUCGGAUGUGAUCUUCAUGGAUACCCACAUCAAGUUAUUAAAAAAGGGCAGAUUGUGCAAUAUCGAAGUGAACCAUGGAACGGUAUUGAUUUCGGUGGGAUUUCGGUCCUACCACAAAAUGCAAUUUAUACAUUUGAUAUGGUUUUCAAUGAGAAAGAGGUGUUUUAUAAGUACAAAUUGAUAAACUCCUCUAUGAUAUCAAGGUUGACGAUGAACCAAUCCGGAGUUGCACAGCGGUGGGUCUGGGCAGACCAAGUAAACGAUUGGAUCGUUUACUUUUCCGUGCCUACGCCCGAUGGUUGUGAUCUAGUAUGUGGUGCUUAUGGUAGCUGUAACACCAACAGCUUUCCGAAAUGUGGGUGUUUGGAUAAGUUUGUGCCGAAGUACCAAAAUGAGUGGAAUGGCGCAAAUUGGUCGAAGGGUUGUGUGAGGAGCAAACCGUUGGAUUGCAAGACGGAUGGAUUUAUGAAGCACACGAAUGUUAAAUUGCCGGAUCCGCGGUAUUCAUUGUUUUACGGAAACUUGACUCUUGUGCAAUGCCAGAAGUUAUGUUUGAAAAACUGCUCUUGUAUGGCUUAUGCAAAUAUAUUGAAAAAAGGCGGAAACGGCUGUUUGCUUUGGACGGGUGAUCUGGUUGACAUUCAAGAAGCUCCUUCUUUUACUUCAGAGAUCUACGUCAGGCUAGCCUUCUCGGAUUUAGUGAGUGUUUCAGGUUCUCAUAAGAAGAAACGUAAAAUGAUUCCGUUGAUCAUUGGAGUAGUUGUUGGGAUGUCGAUAACCCUGGGCCUGAUAUUCGUUCUUUGGAGAAAAUGGAAGAAGAAUUCAGUGCCGAAGGGAGAAGGUAACCAACUUUACACCAAUGAAAGCCGGAAGGAAGAUCUCGAGCUGCCAUUAUUCAAUUUAUCUGAAAUAGCUAAGGCUACGCAUAACUUUUCGUUUAACAAUAAGCUCGGAGAAGGCGGCUAUGGGCCAGUUUACAAGGGUGUUCUUCAAGAUGGAAAAGAAGUAGCGGUAAAGCGGCUCUCAGAAACGUCCAAUCAAGGACUUGAUGAAUUCAAAAACGAAGUUAUUUGCAUAUCUAAGCUUCAACAUAGAAAUCUCGUGAGGCUUCUUGGAUGCUGCAUUCAAGGAAACGAAAAGAUGUUAAUCUAUGAAUACAUGCCUAAUAAAAGCCUGGAUUACUUCAUAUUCGAUGAAAGUCGGAAAAAAUUACUUGAUUGGCCCGAGCGCUUCAACAUCAUCAAUGGAAUUGCCCGAGGGCUGCAGUAUCUUCACGAAGAUUCAAGAUUGAGGAUUAUCCAUAGAGAUCUUAAAGCAAGCAAUAUUUUGUUGGAUUUCGACAUGAAUCCAAAAAUAUCGGAUUUUGGCAUGGCAAGAAGCUUUGCGGGAAACGAAACUCAAGCAAAUACAAUGAAAGUGGUCGGAACUUACGGUUACAUGUCCCCGGAAUAUGCAGUGGAUGGUCUUUUCUCGGUAAAAUCAGAUGUAUUUAGCUUCGGUGUUUUGGUGUUGGAGAUUGUGACCGGGAAGAAAAACCGAGGGUUCAUUCACCAUGACCACCAUCAUAACCUUCUUGGACAUGCCUGGAUACUAUAUCAUGAAGGCAGGUCGAUGGAGCUAAUCGACACGAAUUUAAGCGACUCGUGCCAUCUAUACGAAGUGCUAAGAUCAAUCGAGUUGGCUUUGUUAUGCGUUCAACGUAGCCCUGAAGACAGGCCGAGCAUGUCUUCAGUGGUCGUGAUGCUUAGUAGCGAAGGCGAACUACCACAACCAAAACAACCCGGUUUCUUCUAUACCGAACACAUCCCUAAAGAUGACAUGUCGUCAAGUAUUCAUGCACCAACUUCAACGACUGCAAUGACCAUUACGCUAGUCGACGGUCGGUAGAUAACCGGUUGUGGGAAAAAAAUUGUUCAUAUAUGUCGUUUUAUCUCGUGUAAUGAAAUGGUCGAUAAACGGUCGUAAAAGGACAUAAAAGUUUUUACUCCAUAUCU